Raphanus sativus (radish) is the source of this 590-nucleotide messenger RNA. RefSeq names its product ubiquitin-related modifier 1 homolog 1-like. NCBI's taxonomy places the organism in Eukaryota, Viridiplantae, Streptophyta, Magnoliopsida, Brassicales, Brassicaceae. The transcript is spliced from 4 exons. The record is from RefSeq and is a predicted model, not a curated record. The coding region runs from base 131 to 430 and encodes 99 amino acids. Gene Ontology annotation, biological process: protein urmylation; tRNA thio-modification. Gene Ontology annotation, molecular function: protein tag activity. Gene Ontology annotation, cellular component: cytoplasm; nucleus.
GAAAACGUUGCCGUUUUGAGAAUUUUUGACAUUGAUUCGUCGUCCUUCUCUUGGUUGCUGCAAUUAGUGACUACGAUUCACGAAAACCCUAGACAGAGCUAGAGUUUGUUAAUUGGGAUCAUCGACGACGAUGCAACUAACUCUUGAAUUCGGGGGUGGUUUAGAGCUGCUCUGUGAUUCUGAGAAGAUCCAUAAAGUAAACGUCGAUUUGCCCCAUGGAGAAGAAGAGUUAACAAUGAAGCAUUUGCUAUCGUGGGUUCGCACAAAUGUGAUCAAAGAGAGGCCUGAGAUGUUCAUCAAGGGAGAUACUGUGAGACCUGGUGUUCUUGUGCUUGUGAAUGACUGUGAUUGGGAGCUUAGCGGUCAGCUCGAGACCACAAUUGAAGACAAAGAUGUUAUCGUUUUCAUCUCCACAUUGCACGGUGGAUAAAAAAAAAAAUCAUAGCUGUGUGGAUCAUCAUCAUCACACAAGAACCUUUUUUAACUAUCUAUGUUCUUCACUUCUGUUAUGUAAUCUCUGCAACUAAUGAAUGGGAAACAAACUGAUAAAUGUGAUUUCCACAUAAAUCUCAAUACACUAUUUGUGGCAA